Acromyrmex echinatior (Panamanian leafcutter ant) is the source of this 3229-nucleotide messenger RNA. RefSeq names its product heat shock protein 90 (gene Hsp90). Gene Ontology annotation, molecular function: ATP-dependent protein folding chaperone; ATP hydrolysis activity; ATP binding. The record is from RefSeq and is a predicted model, not a curated record. Gene Ontology annotation, biological process: protein folding. NCBI's taxonomy places the organism in Eukaryota, Metazoa, Arthropoda, Insecta, Hymenoptera, Formicidae.
GAGCGAGUCAUUCGUCACAGAGCUCUUGUGUUAGACGGGUGAUAGCUAUCGGUGAUUUAUUUUUUGCGCAUUGUGUGCCCUAAUUUCGGACUACGAUCUCUAACGACUGCUUGCAAUACUUACAUUCGGCGUUUUCCCAGUUGAAUUUGAUUUUGUGGAAAAAUGCCUGAAGAUGUAAGCAUGACGGACGCCGGCGAGGUGGAAACCUUCGCCUUCCAGGCCGAGAUCGCUCAGUUGAUGAGCUUGAUCAUCAACACCUUUUACUCGAACAAGGAGAUUUUCAUCCGAGAAUUGAUCUCGAACUCGUCCGAUGCGUUGGACAAAAUUCGAUAUGAAUCUCUCACAGAUCCAUCCAAGCUGGACACUUGCAAGGAAUUGUUUAUUAAGAUUGUACCGAACAAGAACGACCGUACCCUGACGAUCCUUGAUUCUGGUAUUGGCAUGACUAAAGCCGAUCUUGUAAAUAACCUGGGUACCAUUGCCAAAUCCGGUACAAAGGCAUUCAUGGAAGCUCUGCAAGCAGGUGCUGAUAUCUCCAUGAUUGGACAGUUUGGUGUAGGUUUCUAUUCGGCGUAUCUCGUGGCCGACAAAGUCAUCGUGAUCUCCAAACACAAUGACGACGAACAAUAUCUGUGGGAAUCUUCCGCUGGUGGUUCAUUCACGGUUCGUCCCGACAAUGGUGAACCGAUCGGACGGGGCACCAAGAUCAUUCUUCAUAUUAAGGAGGAUCAAACAGAAUAUCUGGAAGAGUCUAAGAUCAAAGAAAUCGUCAAAAAGCAUUCGCAGUUCAUCGGCUAUCCUAUCAAGCUCGUUGUCGAGAAGGAACGUGACAAGGAACUGAGCGAGGACGAGGAGGAAGAGGAAGAGAAAAAGGAAGAAGAAAAGACAGAGGAUGAUAAACCCAAGAUCGAAGAUGUCGGCGAGGAUGAAGAGGAGGAUAAGCCUAAGGAAGAGAAGAAAAAGAAAAAGAAGACCAUCAAGGAAAAGUACACUGAAGAUGAGGAGUUGAACAAGACAAAACCGAUUUGGACGAGAAAUCCGGACGACAUCACGCAAGAAGAGUAUGGCGAAUUCUACAAGAGCUUGACUAACGAUUGGGAAGACCACUUGGCUGUGAAACACUUCUCCGUGGAAGGACAGUUGGAAUUCAGAGCGCUGCUAUUCAUUCCACGUCGUGCGCCCUUCGAUCUGUUUGAGAAUAAGAAGAGAAAGAACAAUAUUAAAUUAUAUGUUCGUCGUGUUUUUAUCAUGGACAACUGCGAAGACCUGAUUCCGGAAUAUCUAAACUUUAUCAAGGGCGUCGUAGACAGCGAGGAUCUGCCUCUUAACAUUUCUCGUGAGAUGCUGCAACAGAAUAAGAUUCUGAAGGUUAUUAGGAAGAAUCUUGUCAAGAAGUGCUUAGAGCUCUUCGAGGAAUUGUCGGAAGACAAGGAAAACUACAAGAAGUGCUACGAGCAAUUCAGCAAGAAUCUGAAAUUAGGUAUUCAUGAGGACAGUCAGAACAGAAAGAAACUCUCAGAGUUGCUCCGCUAUCACACUUCUGCGUCCGGCGAUGAGAUGUGCUCACUUAAAGAUUACGUUGGUAGAAUGAAGGAGAACCAGAAGCACGUCUACUACAUCACUGGCGAGAGCAGGGAACAGGUAGCCAACAGCUCGUUCGUAGAACGCGUGAAGAAGCGUGGCUUCGAGGUCGUGUACAUGACUGAGCCCAUUGACGAGUACGUUGUCCAACAACUGAAAGAAUUCGACGGAAAGCAGCUAGUGUCCGUUACAAAGGAGGGCUUGGAACUUCCGGAAGAUGAGGAUGAGAAGAAGAAGCGUGAGGAAGACAAGGCCAAGUUCGAGAGCCUCUGUAAAGUUAUGAAAGACAUUUUAGAUAAGAAGGUGGAGAAAGUUGUAGUAUCCAAUAGGUUGGUUGACUCUCCUUGCUGUAUCGUCACAUCGCAGUAUGGUUGGACGGCGAACAUGGAGAGAAUCAUGAAGGCGCAAGCACUUCGAGACACAUCCACCAUGGGAUAUAUGGCCGCGAAAAAGCACCUCGAAAUUAAUCCCGAUCAUCCUAUCAUGGAGAACUUGAGACAAAAGGCUGAGGCGGACAAACACGAUAAGUCGGUGAAAGAUCUAGUCAUGCUGCUCUUCGAGACUGCACUCUUGUCAUCCGGUUUUGCCCUCGAAGACCCGCAGGUGCAUGCUUCCAGAAUAUAUAGAAUGAUCAAGCUAGGUCUGGGUUUUGACGACGAGGACACGUCGAACGCAGAGGACGAGAAGAUGGACAUGGAAGUGCCCACGUUGGAGGGUGACUCAGAGGAAGCGUCGAGAAUGGAAGAAGUAGAUUAAACUGCGAAUUAAAUUUUCGAUAAGAUAUAAUAAUUGUUGAGAAAAAAAAACAGAAUUAAAGGAUUUCUGUAAAAUCGAUACAGCGAACACAACACCUAAUUCUGUCGGCACUGAAAUGAGAAAACCUUAUAAGAGCUGCUCGAAUAUUUAAAAAAAAAAAAGAAAAAGAAAAUAGUCUCUCGCUUUUUACGGAUCUAAGAAAGUCUUUGGAUUCGAUAUUAUAUUCACAACAAGUGAAUAUAUUAUUUUACUACGCAUAAUGUUUUUACUUUUAUUCUACAAUUAAUUUAAGGUAUCCAAUGGAAUGAUGUAAGUGAAAAAUGCAAAAUAUAAAAAAAAUGUUAAUACGAGAUGAAUGACAAAGCACGGUACGUAAAAUGUAAAAGAAUGAAUAUUUCGAUGAAAUUAAACGGUUUGUAUGAGACACAACAAGUGAAUAUAAUGUCGAAAUCCAAAUAUCGAAUCCAAAGACUUUCUUAGAUCCAUGAAAACGGAGAUUGUUUUCUUUUUUCUUUUUUUUUUAAUAUUCGUGCAACUUGUAAGGUUUUCUCAUUUCAGUGCUAACAGAAUUAAUGUUGUGUUCACUGUACUGAUCGCUGUAUCGAUUUUACAGAAAUCCUUUAAUUCUAUUUUCUUUUUUUUUUUAAGGUUUUCUCAACAAAUGUUUAAUUUAGCAUACGUAUCUCAUACACAAUUCUAUCGACAAGCUUACCGUUUGAUUUCAUCGAAACGUUCAUUCUUUUACAUUUUAUAUAUCAUGUUUUCAUCUUGCAUUAACAUUUUUUUUAUACUUUGCGUUUUUCACUUACAUCAUUCCAUCGGAUACCUUAAAUUAAUUGUAGAAUAAAGGUAAAAACAUUAUGCGCAGUAAAAUAAAAGAAAUCGCAUUUAA